AUGCCAAAGAAAAACAAGAAAAGAAGAAAAAUUCCCAAGAAACCUGCCCAGAAACUGGACUCGAGUGUUGAGGAGGAGGUUGAGGCGCUGAAAGCUAUUUACAUCGACGAUUUUGACUUGCAUGAGGACGGCCGGGGCUUCAACCUCCGGGUGGUACCCCAUCCAGGAGAUGCUGAAGAGAACUACGUCUCUGCAGUGCUGAAAGUGAGGUAUGGUGGGCAGUACCCAAGAGUUCCCCCCGAGCUGGACAUUGUACAGCCUGAGGGGUUAUCUGCUGAUGACGUCCAAAAGCUGUCAGAGCUGCUGUCUGAACGAGCAGCCGAGCAGACAAAUGACUCACAGGUCUACACUUUUACUUUGGUGGAGGCCUGCCAGGAGUUCUUAAGAGGACACAAUGAAGAUCAGGGUGAAGAGAGGGGCAAGCAGCUGGGCACAAGCCUGUGGGAUGACAUGCAACGGCGAGCAGCUGGAGAUGAACUGCUUGAUGGCGAUUUUGGAGGUUCUGGCAUGCUGGUGGAAGACAUUUGGGGUGACUGUGACGACUCGCUAUUUGCCGACGAAGGAGUUGAUCCAUUUCCUCUGCCGGUCAAUGCUGGGAAGGGAAAGCAUGAAGUGCUGAAAGGUCGUAAGAGCACUGGGGACAUGCCAUCAUCUGCUGGGCCGAGUUCAAGUGAGCCAUCGCCUGAAGUGUCUGUUGUACCCAACAGUGAGGCAGAGCAGGAUCACGCAAAGAAUGAGCAAAAUACCAAAGCCCGUUGGAUGCAAGAGGAUGUUGUUGGGGAAACCAAGGAAGCACCCGACAGGGCUUGUGCGGCUGAACGUGAUGGCAGCUCUGAGGCAUCGUCAUCAGCAUGCACGAGCCCACAGUCUUUCUCCCGUAGCAUGUUGAGCAUUGUCCAAGGCGUGAUGGAUCGAGUCCUGCCUUUACCUGGGGCCCUGUUGAGAUUGAUGGGAGUGUCAAAUAUGGCAUCUGUGCACAAACAGAUGGGACAAUACACAGGACAGGAGGAAGACUAUGAAGAUGGGGCCCAUGAACGGAUACGCCACGAACUCAUGAUGGGCCACCUUCUGAGAUUGUCAGUGCCAGGGUUGAGCAAAGGUGUCCCUUUCCAUCCUCUGCCGUCGGUGGCUGGUCAUCUACAAGCAAAGGGGCUUAUACCAAAGUGGCUCUCCUGGAUUCUUGCACAAAAGCCUUCUAUUUUUGAGCGUGCGUUCAUGCAACUUUUCCGCAAGGAAAUCGAUGAAGCCACCACGGGUAGGAAUUUGGCUGAUGCAUCAUCAUGGGAGGUUCUGCGCCGCUUUUGGCAGUGUCAACCAGAUGGUGGAAGGCUUGCUACUGUUACCUCCAGGUAUCGAACGGACUUCGAAGAGGUCAAACGAGUUGGCCAGGGCGGAUUUGGUGUCGUUGUGUCAGCAAUUCAUGGUCUGGAUGGAAGGACGUAUGCAGUGAAGAAAGUGAAGCUGAUAUCAAAGACCGAGCAGAGCUACACUCGAAUCGUGAGGGAGGUAGCCACACUGUCCAGGCUGCAGCAUCCUCAUGUUGUACGGUAUUUUCAGGCAUGGUUUGAGCCAUACACCCCUGGCGACGCCCCUGAUUUAGACACAGAUAGCAGCCGUGACACCAGUGAUUGGCUCCAGAGUCAGAAAGUGUCACCACGGGCAGGAAAGGCACUGCCGCUGAGUCAACAGCCAGAGAGUGCUGCUCUGAUGCCAGUGCGAGAGGGCAGCGAAGAGGGCCGCCACUCGUCAUUUGAAUCAGCUUCAUCUUCUUCUUUUCAGAUUGAUACCCCAAGCACAGAUCGCUGCACCAAAGAAGGCAACAGUGCAUUUACAUUUGGUCCACGGGUGCCGAGCAGAACACAAUGGACAGCUUCUCAGGGGAAGGGAGACACCAGCCAGACAAAAUCGAAGAAGGGAAGAAGGGACAGCGAGUCAUACCAGAUGUUGUACAUUCAAAUGGAGUACUGCAGCAGGACACUUCAACAGGUUCUAGAUUCGAAUGAAUUGAUGGAUGAGGAAACAAGAUGGGAGGUCCUCCGUGAGAUCCUCUUUGGUUUGGCAUACAUUCAUGGCCAGAAAAUUAUCCAUCGAGAUUUGAAACCGGCCAACAUUUUCUAUGGACCUGGUGGGGACAUAAAGCUGGGAGAUUUCGGCUUGGCCAAGUUCAUUUCUGGCCAGGGCGAACGUGCGCCAGAUGGGCUGGACUUUGACAAGAAUGUGCCUUCCUCACCGUACGGUCAAGCACCGUCGUCAGUCCCAUCAGAAAUGACCGGAGUGUGCGGGACUUCGUUCUAUAUUAGCCCAGAGAUCCAGGAGAACUGGGCACACUACGACAACAAGGUGGAUAUGUUCAGUCUGGGUGUUGUGGUCUUCGAACUAUGGCACCGUUUCUCCACAGGAAUGGAGCGUGUGACAUUGCUGAGAGAUCUGAGGGAGAAGGGCAAAAUGCCGCAGGACUGGGAGCAGGCGAACCCCCAGGUUGCACGGCUCAUUAGGUGGCUGAUGUCACCACUACCUGGUGAUCGCCCUUCUGCACUGGAAGUACUCCGAAGCGAGUUCUUGCCCCCAAGAGUUGGAGAUGAACAGAUCAAGGACCUGCUUCGAUCCAUGGAAGCUGAUGUAGCAACGUAUGACAGGGUCAUUGAUGGUGUGUUUCGUUCAGCACAAGGAUUGCCAAGGUCCACCACCAUUGAAGCACCAUCCUGGGCCCUUGCUGGUGGGCCUUUGGCACUUGAAGGCACAGACACUGAUGCCCGCCACACCGUGGAGGGCAUCGUGAAUGAGGUGUUCUCCUCCCAUGGAGCGAUCCAGAUGUCCAGCAGCGAGGUUGGUUUGUGUCAUGAUCAGCUGCCGCCUGAAGCUGUGCGCUUUUUGUCCCCAUCAGGAACAAUUUUUUCCCUCAGGUACGACAUGCGGGUCCCUUUUGCAUACUGGCUGGUGCAGAGAACGAAAGGGCAGGACGCAACGCUCGGUGGGGCUGCAAGUGUAGGAACAGCACAGAUUGAAGGGCUCAGAAGGUUUGAAAUCAGCAGCACUUACCGCUAUGGCAGCGGAAUAUCGCUGGCAAGGAGCUACCUGCAAGCGGACCUGGACUUCGUGACUGCCCCUUCUUGCAGCGUGACUGAGAAGUUGCUGUCUGACAAGGUCUUUCAAGGGAAAGUUUUGUCAGAGAAGCUCUUGGCAGAGGCAGAAGUUCUGAAGGCAGUCACGGAGGUUGUAGAUGCCCUGAAAACAAGUGAUGUGGGGCGCAAUUUUGAGGUCCGCCUCGGCCACACAAUGCUUAUUCAAGCAGCUUUGAAACGCAUUGCCCUUCCAAAGGAACUCCAAGCACCGGUGCUUCAGAUGGUAUCUGGGGCGUCGCGAGUGUCCCCAUUGCAUGCCAAUCGCCGUCAAAAGUGGGACCCCAUGCAAAAGGGAUUGGAGGGCCUUGGAUUGGUCCCCAGCACUGUCCGACAUUGCAGCCGCUUUGUCCUCAAGCUUGCAGGAGAUCCUGACAUUGUCCUCCCCCAGCUGCGUACGGAACUGAAGGGAAGGCAGGGAGCCCUGAGCCCGGGUGUCACUAUCUGUCUUGAGGAGCUCCAGAUUUUGGUGUCAUUGCUGCACACAUGGAGUAUUCCGUCAAACCAGGUGGUUGUGGACCCAUUGGUGAAGCCUGAUAGAGAUCACUACAGGGGGAUCUAUUUCCAAAUUCACUUAGUGGAGCCGUCGUCUGGCGCCAGCGCUAUAGUUGCGGCGGGUGGGAGGUAUGACAAGCUGUUGGACGCCCUGUGGUCUUCCGGAAGAGCGCCGAGCGGUUCCUCCCCUUUCGGAGGUGUUGGAGCCACGCUCAACUUGGACCAUUUUGUGCGCUUCAGAAAGUGCCACGACUCUGGGGCUUCAGUUUCGUCUGCAGAUGUCCUAGUGAGCUCUCGAGGCGGCGGGGCGUCCUCCUUGAAGGUCAGAAUGGAACUGGUGGCUCAGCUGUGGGCCGCUGGAUUGAAGGCAGAAAUGAUUCACAAAGUUUCGCCAAGCAUGACGGAGCACUAUGAAUACGCAAUGUCGAGGGGAAUGCGCUGGUUAGUGACCAUCAACGAGCAGCGGCUGUCUUCAAGCGAAACCGUGAGGGUGAAGAAUCUGACGGAUCGAAAGUCCGAAGAGGAGGUGCCCUUCGACGAAGUUGCCCCGUACAUACAGUCUGUCAACCAAAAAUCUGGGCACUUCUCUUCCCGACCUCAGCGCCGUGACAGCAUUGUUCGGGCUUGA
Messenger RNA from Ostreobium quekettii, 4242 nucleotides. NCBI's taxonomy places the organism in Eukaryota, Viridiplantae, Chlorophyta, Ulvophyceae, Bryopsidales, Ostreobiaceae. The record is from the annotation of a GenBank genome assembly.